Messenger RNA from Cannabis sativa, 2745 nucleotides. RefSeq names its product 3-phosphoinositide-dependent protein kinase 2. The transcript is spliced from 11 exons. Lineage: Eukaryota; Viridiplantae; Streptophyta; Magnoliopsida; Rosales; Cannabaceae. Bases 789 to 2273 code for a protein of 494 amino acids. Gene Ontology annotation, biological process: intracellular signal transduction; peptidyl-serine phosphorylation. Gene Ontology annotation, molecular function: ATP binding; protein serine/threonine kinase activity. The record is from RefSeq and is a predicted model, not a curated record.
GGUGAAAGCAAAGCAAAGCAAAAACAAAAGACAAAGAAAAGCCAAAGCCAAACCAAAGCUAAAGGCUUUCCUCACAAUCAUAACCAGCAAUAGCAUCAAGAAAAGGAUCAAAUCAUCAUUCAAUUCAACCUCUCUCUCUCUCUCUGCUUUCCUUUUUUAGGCUCUAAAAAAUCUAGAGAGAGAAUUGUUUGAAUGAGAAUGGUUGGUUGGUUAUGGGAACUAUUCUUCUCCAUGAUUCCAUCCCAUGUGCUAUUUACUCUCCCUUCUCUUCAAUCCCCAUACCUCCCUCUCCUCCAUCCAUAAUUAAAAAUCUAUUCUUUUUUUUAAUUACAAAACCAUUAAUAAGCUAAAGAAGCCAUUUUUCACUUUAUUUUCUCUCUCUUCCCCCAUUCCUUAAUCCCAUAUUACUCUCUACUUUUUAGGGUUUUGAAAUUGCAAACCCAAAGCUAAAGCUGGUCACCUUCUCAGAUUACACACAUACCCAUAUUCUCAUAAGAAUACUUACAAUAAGGAAUCCAAUUCAUUUUCACCUUUUCUUUUUCACAGUGGAGAGAGAGAGAGAGAGAGAGAGAGAGAGAGAGAGAGAGAGAGAGAGAGAGAGAGAAAUAGGGUCUUUCUUUCUUUCUGAUCCGUUUUCUUGGUCUUUGCUCGGUUUUCGAGGCUGCUUUCGUAUAUUUUUAGAGAGAGAGUGAGAAAAGGCGAAAUGGGUUUUCGUGGAAAUAGACAGAUACAUAGAUAGAGAGUCUGUGGGUUGGUUGUGGAAUGUGGAAGAAGUUUUAGAGUGAGAGAUGUUGGCGAUGGAGAAGGAUUUUGAUGCUAAGUUGAGGAUUCAGGGGAAUUCUUCUAAUGGAGGUGGUGCUGGUAGUGUUGGUGGCAGUGUUCAGAGAUCCAAAAGUUUUGCAUUCAGGGCUCCCCAGGAGAAUUUCAGCAUUCAGGACUUUGAAUUGGGAAAGAUCUAUGGCGUUGGUUCCUACUCCAAGGUUGUGCGGGCCAAGAAGAAGGACACGGGAAUUGUUUAUGCAUUGAAGAUAAUGGAUAAAAAAUUCAUCACAAAAGAAAAUAAAACCGCUUAUGUAAAGUUGGAACGUAUUGUUCUUGAUCAAUUGGAUCAUCCUGGCAUCGUACGGCUAUUUUUUACUUUUCAAGAUACCUUUUCACUAUACAUGGCACUUGAAUCUUGUGAAGGUGGAGAGCUUUUUGAUCAAAUAACCAGGAAAGUUCGUUUGUCUGAAGAUGAAGCCCGAUUUUAUGCAGCAGAAGUUGUAGAUGCACUUGAAUACAUACAUGGAAUGGGGCUGAUUCAUCGAGAUAUAAAGCCUGAGAAUUUGCUACUUACAAUGGAUGGUCAUAUCAAAAUUGCUGAUUUUGGGAGUGUAAAGCCUAUGCAAGAUAGCCUAAUUACAGUCCUUCCUAACGCGUCAUCAGAUGAUAAGGCCUGCACAUUUGUGGGGACAGCUGCAUACGUCCCUCCCGAAGUCUUGAAUUCUUCUCCUGCAACUUUUGGUAAUGACCUCUGGGCACUUGGAUGCACCUUGUACCAAAUGCUUUCAGGAACUUCUCCUUUCAAAGAUGCCAGUGAAUGGCUUAUUUUUCAAAGAAUUAUAGCCCGGGAUAUAAGGUUUCCAGAUAUUUUCUCUGAGGAAGCUAAAGACCUCAUUGACCGAUUGCUGGAUUUAGAUCCUAGCAGGAGACCAGGUGCUGGACCUGGUGGUUAUGCAACACUCAAGAGGCAUCCAUUCUUUAAAGGAAUCGACUGGAAAAAUAUAAGACAGCAAAUCCCUCCAAAAAUUGCUUUAGAGGCUCAAUCUGGUGAGAGUGAUGAUUGCCAUGAUUCUUCAUGGAACCCUUCACACAUUGGUGAUUGCGGAGCAAGACAAAUUGAGGGAAAUGCUGGUGCCACGUCGUCCUCUGAGGGAUCCAGUCACAUUACUAGACUUGCUUCCAUUGAUUCAUUUGAUUCGAAAUGGCAGCAAUUCCUUGAACCUGGUGAAUCUGUUAUUAUGAUAUCAAUGGUAAAGAAAAUGCAGAAACUAUCAAGCAAGAAGGUGCAGCUUAUCCUUACCAACAAGCCAAAGUUGAUUUAUGUUGAUCCCUCAAAACUCAUAGUGAAGGGAAAUAUUAUAUGGUCUGAUAACCCCAAUGACCUCAACAUCCAAGUAUUAAGCCCUUCCAAUUUCAAGAUUUGUACGCCCAAGAAGGUGUUAUCAUUUGAGGAUGCUAAACAAAGAGCGUGGCAAUGGAAGAAAGCAAUCGAGGGACUACAAAACCGGUGAAAUCUGAUCCUGCUUUUGACAAUCUCAUUCUUUGCAUAAAUUAUUAUAUUGUAGAGGAACGUGGGGAAUUCUUUUCAAGACAGUUGAUUACCCCAAACCAUUAUUUAUUAAAAUUAAAUAUUGGAAACUGCAAGAGAAAGCUUCUCUCUAGGUGCAUACUAGGUACUGCAGAGUGCACAGCAAUUUCUUUAACUAUCUAUUCCCUUUCAGGGGCUUCUUCUAUAUGACAAUUUUGUAGAAUUUCAUAGGUCUUCUGUGAGAAAAGGGGGUGGAUGGGCUUUGUUUUAUUUUUAUUUUUCUUUACUUGUUUUAAAUUAUUGGCCCCUAUGAAAGUUUUGUUCAACAUUGAACAUUCCAAAAAAAUAUACAUACACGUAUGGCAGUCUUGGCAGAUUUACAUUGGGACUCUUCUUAUGUGGAUGAUUGAUUGUACAGUUUGCAAUUAUGGAAGUUGCUAAAAAUCAUUUAUAUA